UAUGGUCAUCUGAUCCCGAUCUCACCAGAAGGACAGAUUUUGUGCAUGUUCUACGCGAUCCUUGGAAUUCCUCUUACUCUUAUUACGAUCGCUGAUGUCGCGAAGUUCCUCGCCGAUUUUCUUGGACGUCCCGGCGAAGACAACCCGUUAGCAGAGGUUUCCGGUGCUCGUCGCUUUACUGUUCUGCUCAGCCUUUUCGGCUAUAUGACUGUAGCAGCGUGGGUGUUCACAUUCUACGAGUCUGGCUGGUCAUUUCUUGACUCGUUCUACUUUUGCCUCAUAUCAUUGAUGACUGUCGGUUUCGGAGACCUCUACCCGCAAGGGGAUAUGGAGUACAUGCUCUCAUCGAUGGUGUUCCUCUUCGUCGGAUUGGUGUUGACAACACUGGCAGUGGAUGUGAUGGGAUCCGUAUGUAUCGAACGAAUCCACUCGCUUGGCAGAGGUCUGGACGCUAUGGCAUUGCUCAGAGCCCUAAAAGGAGCCAAAACUCACAAGUCGCCGCCCACCCCGCUCUGGUUCGCGUUUGUACCCAAGGACGCGGCAGCGAUCCCGUACAUUGACGAUGCGAAUGCGGCGCGUUCUGUUGCUGCUCGUGAAGCCGUCACCCCUAAGGGCUCAAUUACGGCCUCCGAGCACACCUGA
Molecule: messenger RNA, 642 nt
Organism: Haemonchus placei
Lineage: Eukaryota; Metazoa; Nematoda; Chromadorea; Rhabditida; Trichostrongylidae
Source: the annotation of a GenBank genome assembly